CUUGGGCGCGGGCGGCUCCCGGGCGCGGCCUUGGCGGUGCCAGUCCGGCCCCCCCGCCCCACCCCCUCUGGCGCCGGCCCGCGCGCUGCCUGUCCCGACGCCGCUGGGAACCCUGCGCCAGCGCCAGCAUGACGCGCGCUCUGUUCAAGGGCAACUUCUGGAGUGGGGACAUCCUCAGCACCAUCGGCUACGACAACAUCAUCCAGCAUCUGAACAAUGGCCGCAAGAACUGCAAGGAGUUUGAAGACUUUCUGAAGGAAAGGGCGGCAAUUGAAGAGAAAUAUGGCAAAGACCUGCUCAACCUGUCCAGGAAGAAGCCAUGUGGCCAGUCGGAAAUCCAUACCCUGAAGCGGGCCCUUGAAGUCUUCAAGCAGCAAGUAGACAACGUGGCACAAUGUCACAUUCAGCUUGCGCAGACUCUGAGAGAAGAGGCCAGGAAGAUGGAAGAAUUUAGGGAAAAGCAAAAGCUACAACGAAAAAAGACUGAAGUUAUAAUGGAUGCUAUCCAUAAACAAAAGAGUCUACAAUUCAAGAAAACCAUGGAUGCAAAGAGGAACUAUGAGCAGAAAUGCCGUGACAAAGACGAGGCGGAGCAGGCUGUUCACCGGAGUGCCAACCUGGUAAACCCAAAGCAACAAGAGAAGCUUUUUGUGAAACUGGCAACUUCAAAGACUGCAGUAGAGGACUCAGACAAAGCAUACAUGUUGCACAUCAACAUGCUGGAUAAGAUCCGAGAAGAGUGGCAGAGUGAGCACAUCAAAGCCUGUGAGGUGUUUGAAGCUCAAGAAUGUGAACGAAUAAACUUCUUCAGGAAUGCCUUGUGGUUACAUGUGAAUCAUCUGUCCAAACAGUGUGUCGUUAGCGAUGAUAUGUAUGAGCAGGUCCGGAAGAGUUUGGAGAUGUGCAGCAUCGAGAAGGACAUUGAAUAUUUUGUGAAUCAGCGCAAAACUGGACAGACCCCACCAGCACCCAUCAUGUAUGAGAACUUCUACUGCCAGAAGAAUGCAGCACCUCCAGGGAAAGCUACUGGGUCCAAUGUCACAAGGAGAGGACCCCUGCCAGUUCCUCAGAAUUUACCAGAUGACCCCAGUUACUCCGUGAUUUCUGACUAUAGCUUGGUCUACCAGUGAUGUUGUUGAAAACAGAACUUGCUCCACCUAAUGCUCCUAUGGUAUGGAAAGAGCACCGAGAACGGCAGAAUCCCCAGCUAAAUCCUGCCAAUGAUGAUGGCCCUGAAGGGAACCCUUGUUGUAAUGUUUUGAUAUUUUCAAUUGACGAUAGGCAUUUCUUUAGUUCCAUGUAGGCUAACAGAGCUCUUUAGUUUUCUGAUAGAAUUUACAAAUUGCCCCAGACCAAAGAAUUUUCCUUUCUCAGACAGGCACUGCAGUUGUGAGCGAGUUAUUUCCUAGUCGGAAAGCAGAACAGUUUCUGGGUUGAGUGCUGGCUCCUGAGACAGCAGAGGUGGCUGCCAAGGGCUCUGACAGCACUGGCACAAGAGAGCUCAUCCAGCCCUGGGCAGCAGGAAUGGGGAGUUUUCAUCCAGGCUCAUGUUCCAGGGGCACGAGAUUGAAACGACCUUGCCUUUUGAGGCUGGAAGAUUUAGCAGCCAUCUGAUUGUGUAUUCUAUGUCACAGAUGAGGAAAUUUGGCCCAGAGGAUGAAAUUGGGGUUCCGUCUAGGGCUGCCAACUGAUUAGGGACAGCCAGAAGCAGAGCAUAAGCACAGGCCCACAUCACUACUCUGGCAGCCCUUGCUGAGGUCACCAUGCUCCUGCUGAAUCUUAGGACACCAUGGAUUUUUUGCCAGAAUUUUUCUAAUUGGGAAAUGUAUUAGGGAGUCAGGGUUAGACUUUCCUGUGAAUGGAUCCCUGUAUGUACCAUACUACAGAGUAGUAUAUUCAGUCCAACCUGAGAAGCUGUAGAUUGCAAAACAUGCCACGAUCUACUACAGCACAAAGAAGAUGGGAUGGGGGAGUUGCCAAUUAACUUGUGAAAAUCCAUUGAUAACCAAAAUCAUUCACAUUGGAGGUGCUAACAUGUAAGAAUAUUCUGGAGUCAAUGAGAUCAAUGGAAUAUAAUGUUUUGACUCACUUCCUCGAGAGAAUUUUGGAAUCACAAAGCCCCUCUCCAGUCCAGAGACUUCACAGCAGAUCUUUGCUUGGCUACAUUCUGACUCUGAAGUGUCAGUCGGGCCCCUUAACAAAUAUUUGGUUCUAUGUUUGUCAUCCACAAGCAGCAGGGAGGUUAUGUAGCUUUUGCAUAUUAUGGGGCAAACCCUGGGAAACUGGUAUAUUUUAGUUCACGACAAAGUCAGCACAGCACCCUUCCUUCCUGAGUUAGUUCUGUUAACCACAUUGAGAAAGUAUUUUCUUCUUCUGCUCUGGACAGUCAUGUUCCCAGAACUAUGCAUAAAUGAAUUGAAAGAAGAGUUCUCAUUUCUCCUCUUUUAAUGUGAGGUGCUACUCAGUGUAGCAGCUGCUUGUCAAGAGGGAAAGCUUGCAUCAGUUGGAUAUCCUUUUGGGAAACUGAAUUUUGCAAAAGGUCAUUGAUUUCGCCAAACCAGACAAGCUCAGGAAAUUUUCUUUUGUUUUCAGAAUACUCUGUGUUUUCUUAUUUAUUAUUGGCAGUUCCUCAGGGAUUUCAGUUUUCUCUUUCCCUUGGUCAGUAUAAUUGGUGUAAAGAUGUUUUCCGAAUGGAAAAAAAAAAUCGUAUUUUCAUUCUGUUGCGCUUUCAGUUUGAUAUGAAGUAGAAUAAAGGCUUUUGAUGAUUUGGGA
Molecule: messenger RNA, 2772 nt
Organism: Ochotona princeps (American pika)
Lineage: Eukaryota; Metazoa; Chordata; Mammalia; Lagomorpha; Ochotonidae
Gene: PSTPIP2
Product: proline-serine-threonine phosphatase interacting protein 2
Exons: 15
Coding region: 129-1130 (333 amino acids)
Biological process (GO): actin filament polymerization
Cellular component (GO): actin filament; cytoplasm; plasma membrane
Molecular function (GO): actin filament binding
Source: RefSeq, a predicted model, not a curated record